GGAUAAAAUCUCUCCCAACAUAAUCGCACGAUGUGCUGUUGGCUGUCAACUGAUUUGAAAACAACUGAAACUUUUCCUUCAAAACGUUAAUGACCUCUUUCGAGGAAGUACACUUUAAUUGUUAAUCUGUUUACAGACUUGUAGAAACUUCUCUACAAACUGUAACUUUCACCAAAGGAGCGAAGCCACAGAUGACGACGCUCUGAAAAGAAAUGAAAGGGGAAGUGAAACUUAUCGAGGCAGCUGGUUGGACAUAAACCAAAAGAAGCGCAGAUAAAACAGAAAGAAAACUUUAAAACUGCUGAAUAAGUGAAGCACCCUGCUACAUCACCAGCAUGGCAGCAAAAGAAAACCAUUACUUCAUCAUAACAGAAAAACCGGAAUAUCCUGGACAUGUCAAUGUUGGAAGCAUAUGUUACACCCCUGGAUACAGGUACAGAUCGGUGGUCAGAAGAUGUCCCUCUCCCUCAAAGUUGCCAGUCAUCCUCUUCAACUCACAUUCAUCAUUGGAUUAUGACAUCCUCCUGACUUGCAUGAAGCCGCUGAGUGAAAAGGAAGCCGAGCUCCUGCUGGCCUUGCCUGAUGAUGCAGAGAGACUGAAGUGGUUCACAGACAAAGCUGCUCUCCAAACAGCUCUUGGACUCACUGAGGGCACUGCAGUUAUUGUGGAGGAGGGAGGAGAGGAGUUGAAAGGCAUCAUCCGCUAUAUUGGGGAGCUGACAACGCCAACAUUUUCAGAUCGUUUAUCAGGAACUUUCUUUGGGAUUGAACUGCAGGGACCAGACAAGGGGAAGGGGAAAACCGAUGGGUCCUACCAGUAUCAAACCCUCUUCACCUGCGCAAAAGAUUGUGGCAUUUUUGCCCCAUUUUCCAGAGUCAGGCCUGUGGUUCCCCGUUCCUUGUCGCCCUCAGUCCCAGAGACCUCACCCCAGCUACAGACAGAUGAGCUAAUCCCAGGGGACAGGGUCACUUACCUAAUCAAUGAUAAAUGUCAUCAUGGAAUGGUGUUGGAUGUGCAGGAAGUGGAUGGACAACAUUUUGUUCAGAUCUCUACUGACACAGACCAGAAUGGGAAGAGAGGAGGUGAAGUUAGAGUUCCACUAGACUCGGUCAUGAAGGGAGAGGUUCCUGCAGAGCCAGAGAGCAUGGACAUUGAUACACCACCAGUGGAACCAAACACUGAUGAUCUGUACACAGGUCUGACUGUGAACUCUGUGGUGGAGGUGACCUUGGGUAAAGGCAACGCAUAUGGAAUCAUCCGCUGGAUCGGCAAUUUGACUGAUCGAAAGCAGCUGAUGGCUGGACUAGAGCUGGAGGACGACAGUGGAGUGAGUGAUGGUACCUUUAAAAACGAGCGUUACUUCUCAUGUCUUCCCAAGAGAGCUCUGUUUGUGAAGCUGAGCUCCUGCCGCCCUGACUCACGCUUUCAGAGCCUAUCAACCAAUCACAAUGAGGAGAUGCCAAAACCUGACGACACAGACAUAGAGACAGAUCACAAUACAGGGAAGCUGGAGACUGUUCCUCCUUUGAGCGCUGAACAGGUCAACCAGAUUCUGAUUGGACGAAUGAAGGGGAUUCAAGGCCACUGUAACUCCUGCUACAUGGAUGCUGCCCUCUUCAGUUUGUUUUCCUGCUCCUCUGUGCUGGACUCUAUGUUGUUUAAAUCAACUGCACCUCAAGAUGCCCCAAUUCAGAGAACGCUGCUUCAUGACAUUGUCAACCCCCUCCGCAGUAAGGGCUUUGUUGAAGGGCGGCACAUCAUGAAGCUCCGACAGCAGCUGCAGAAACACGGCUACAGUCAUUCCUUCACCACAGAUGAGAAGGACCCAGAGGAGUUCCUCAGUGUCAUCAUGCAUCAUAUCCUCGCUCUGGACCCUCUUCUCAAACUCUCAGCUGGAGGUAAAGUACAGGAUAGUUACUGCUAUCAGAUCUUCCUGGACCAGAACCACAGUCUGGUUCUGCCUACAGUCCAACAGCUGCUGGAACAUUCCUUCCACAGUUCAGGACUCAAACUGGCAGAGGUUCCCUCCUGUCUCAUCCUCCAGAUGCCUCGCUUUGGAAAGAAAUUCAAGAUGUUUGACAAAAUUGUUCCUUCUCUGGAGCUGGACAUCUCUGACCUCCUCUCUGAAGGUCCUCAGCAGUGCAUACUGUGUGGAAACCUGGCUGAGCAGCAGUGCUCCGACUGUUUUAAAGAUCCUGUUUUCAGCCAGACGGGAUUCAAAGUUUUCUGCAAGAUGUGCUCAGCUCAGGUGCACUCUCACCCGCAGCGCCGGGCCCAUCAGCCGGCUGCUGUGGACCUGCCCACAGGAUACCAGGAUCAUGGCAUACCUCACAUUCAGGCCAGAGACAAACUGGAGCUGUUUGCUGUGCUCUGCAUUGAGACAAGCCACUACGUGUCCUUCAUCAAAUAUGGACCAAACAGUGAGGACUGGAUCUUCUUUGACAGCAUGGCUGACAGAGAAGGAGAAAGAGAUGGCUACAACAUCCCUGAGGUGCAGCCUUGCCCUGAAGUCGGCGUGUACCUGGAAAUGUCUCCUGCAGAGCUGGCCAAUCAGGUGCCUCGAGACAUGAAAGGUGUGGCCAAGCGUCUCUUCUGUGACGCCUACAUGUACCUGUAUCAGAGUACCACCGUAAGCCUCUAUCGCUGAGAGGACACGUCGCCACACUGGAGAAGCUCUCUGCUUAUUCAUCGCACAACUCGUCAAUAAGAAGAAAAUAUUGGUUAUUGCCUUUACGGUUUAUGUAAUUUCCUUUUGCUCGAUUGCUUUGUUAUUUUUUUAUGAAUGUGUUGAAGUUCACACAGGAACAUUUAAAACAUGUAUAUUUAUAUAAUUUUCUGCUCUGGGGCUGGGAAAGUUUAUUAGGCUUGCAAAAUUUAUAACUAUGUUUAAUUAACGUAGUAUCAUAUGAAGAAAAAGCACCAACUGACAAUGUUUGCUCAGUAUUUUUGCACUAUAAUCUAAAGACAAGAAAAUCAACGUUGACAGAUGUGCAGUAUGUGUCGCCAAAAUAAAUGUUGCACUGUAAUAUUAGGAUUUUGUAGUUCAUUGUUUCUCCCUGGUGUUUGAUAAUUAUCUUUAAAAUUCAUAUUAAAUUUAAAUGAUACCUGCAGACCAAACAAAUCCACCAAAGAAGACAGUAUAAUAGAUAUAGUAGAGUGUGGCUUGUUAUAAAUGCCACUGCACUGCACUACUGUAAAUACACAGUUGUUAAUUUGCUCACCAAUGUACCUUAAUGUUUUCUGACUAAUGAGAGUUUAGGAUGGUGUCUGGACCAGUUACUUCAUAUGUCAGUAAAAUUAGUUUGUAUUCUCUGGAAUAUUUGAUAUUUUACCUCAGGAAAUAAGUUGCUUUUUGACAUGACAAUCCUGUUUUCAGCAUUCGAACUGACGUGUUUGGGAUAAUAUUGUAUAACAUGGAAAACUGCAAAAUUGGGAAAAUUGCAUUUAAAUGGCUACUUAGGACUAAAUUUGUGGCCCUCAAUUUAUACUGUAAGUUCAUUGCUACUUGCUCUGAUGUACAGUACAAUGAAUAUAAUGAAUAAAUAAUAAAACACA
This is a messenger RNA of Lates calcarifer (barramundi perch), 3556 nucleotides long. RefSeq names its product cylindromatosis (turban tumor syndrome), like (gene cyldl). The record is from RefSeq and is a predicted model, not a curated record. Lineage: Eukaryota; Metazoa; Chordata; Actinopteri; Centropomidae. Gene Ontology annotation, molecular function: K63-linked deubiquitinase activity; cysteine-type deubiquitinase activity. Gene Ontology annotation, cellular component: cytosol. Gene Ontology annotation, biological process: protein K63-linked deubiquitination.